AUGCAAAAGAGCGAUUCCGAAGGACGUGAUCUUGUCCAUACGGCAUGUUGUAGAUGUUCUUCAAGGAAAGUUGAAGGCGUGAAAGAACUGUCUCUUUUGGCUCCACACUGUGUUGGACUUCCGUUAAAACUUGAGAUUCAGCUUGGGGUGCAUCACCUUGCAUUUCGGCCAGCAGCUGAAAUGGGAUCGAACUCGAGUAUCAGGGGGAUAGUAACCAUCGUCCUAUUGAAUUUGACAUUAUUGCAAGCUCACCGGGAACAUAAGGUCCACAACAUAGUCCUGUAUCCGGACAAGCACAGUUGGUGCAAAACAACUCCGAUAAAGCAGGUAGUGACUUGGCCGCAGUGUUCGUCCCAAGAAUUGGACAACAAUGUCUGUGUUGGAGCCUGCUUUUCAUACAUGGUUCCUCACAGUGAACCCUCCGCCCCCGGGGACCUGAUAAGGCCCUACUGCGAUUCAUGUCAGCCACUUGACAGCGUUUGGCAUACGGUGACCUUGAACUGCAAAGACGAAGACAACAACCCAACGACGAUGCUAAAGAAGGUCCAAAUAAUAACAAACUGCUCGUGCAGUUCUUGCAUGGAAACAUCGAAGAUAAAGCCUGACUAUAACACUCUCCUUCAUUCGCUAGCUGAUGAUACCAUCGAGGAAAACGUGAACCACAUCCAUGAGACCCCGGACCUGCUCCUGAACCCGAACCUCAACUCUUCGAGGAACGUCACCAAGGACGGAGUCGAAGCCAAUGAGAGGUUUAUGCAGUACUUCAAGCUGCUGAAGGACUCUGAGAAGCUGGACGAGGCGAACGCCAAAGAGCUGCUCACAAAGCUCGAGGACAACAUGGACCUGGAGAACCUGCGCGAGCUCCUGAAAAAGUACAGCCUGGAGGAGCACCACAAGCAUCACCACCACAAGAUCGUCGUUGAAGAGAACCACGAGGAAGAAACGGGUCCUGCUGGUGAUUCGGGUCCAGAAGCUCAUCGGGAGGCUGACCCAGAUCCGGAGAUCGAAAGCGAAAACCAUCAUCAUAGUAGUCAUCAUUUAGGGCCGCAUCACUCAAUUGUUCUCGAGUCAGAUGUUAAAGAGAAAAUUGACGUAGAACCUCAUUACUUGCAUCCCGCGGUUGCGGGCCAGGAGAUUAGUUAUCAUGACAAUGUUUUAGUGGACAAGACUAAGGAAAAGAAAGAUUUCUAG
Cotesia congregata is the source of this 1191-nucleotide messenger RNA. Lineage: Eukaryota; Metazoa; Arthropoda; Insecta; Hymenoptera; Braconidae. The record is from the annotation of a GenBank genome assembly.